UUUCUCUUUUUCCGUACCACAGCAGAGGAAAGCGCGGUGAACGACAGCUCCUUUUCGAGAUCUACCUAUUCGAAUUCUCCGAUCGCCGGUCGCCGGUCGCCGGUCACCGGUCACCGGUCGCCGAUAUCCGCUACACAGAGAUGGGGCUGUGUUUCACCAAACUUAUUAUUUGCCUCAUUGCUAAGAAAGAAAUGCGUAUUCUUAUGGUUGGUCUCGAUGCUGCUGGUAAAACCACAAUUCUCUACAAGCUCAAGUUGGGGGAAAUUGUUACUGCUAUACAUACUACUGGCUUCAACGUGGAAACAGUUGAAUACAAGAACAUCAUCUUUACUGUGUGGGAUGUUGGGGGUCAGGACAGGAUUCGACCUCUAUGGAGGCAUUAUUUCCAGAACACACAAGGCCUCAUCUUUGUGGUUGACAGCAAUGACAGAGACCGUGUUGUUGAGGCAAGGGAUGAGCUUCAUAGGAUGUUAUAUGAGGAUGAACUAAGAGAGGCUGUGCUGCUUGUUUUUGCAAACAAACAAGAUCUUCCAAACGCAAUGAAUGCGGCUGAAAUCACCGAUAAGCUUGGACUUCAUUCUCUUCAUUCUCUUCAACAGCGGCACUGGCAUAUCCAGAGUACAUGUGCCACUUCUGGAGAAGGGUUAUACGAGGGACUUGAUUGGCUAUCGAACAAGGUAUGUGCUUAGAUCAUCAAUUAGACUCUGCUCUCGCUUGUCGCUCACUUACCUACAUCUGGAGUAUAGUUGUUAAACACCAUUUGGUUAUUUUGGAUAGAAAGAAGAUUAAUCUCUGAAAAAUAUCCUGCAUUUCUUGCCCUUUUCAUGUUUUUUCUUGUUAAUGAAAUCCCAUGGUUCAAAUUACUUGUGGUUGUUUGUAAUGUAGCCGGAGCUACUUUAACCCUUUUAAUUGUGUCUUCCCUGUCCUCCAACACACUUCAUCUUCGCCCUAGCUUCCGACCCUUGUAAUUUUGUAAAUCGAAUGAAUAACAUGA
Molecule: messenger RNA, 994 nt
Organism: Solanum stenotomum
Lineage: Eukaryota; Viridiplantae; Streptophyta; Magnoliopsida; Solanales; Solanaceae
Product: ADP-ribosylation factor-like
Exons: 7
Coding region: 141-689 (182 amino acids)
Biological process (GO): intracellular protein transport; vesicle-mediated transport
Cellular component (GO): cytoplasm
Molecular function (GO): GTP binding; GTPase activity
Source: RefSeq, a predicted model, not a curated record